Molecule: messenger RNA, 1551 nt
Organism: Pezoporus occidentalis (night parrot)
Lineage: Eukaryota; Metazoa; Chordata; Aves; Psittaciformes; Psittacidae
Product: keratin, type I cytoskeletal 13-like
Biological process (GO): epithelial cell differentiation; intermediate filament organization
Cellular component (GO): cytoskeleton; keratin filament
Molecular function (GO): structural molecule activity
Source: RefSeq, a predicted model, not a curated record
AUGAGCUGCAGCAUCAAGAGAACAUCCAGCACCUCGUACCGCAGCGGCGGCGGUGGCGGUGCCUGCGGUGGCGGGAGCGGCCGCAGCUCCUCCGUCUCCUGCAGGCGCUACGCCUCCUCCGUCGUCGGCGGGGGCAGCUAUGGGGGGGGAGCGUGUGGCACUGUCUAUGGUGGGGGCAUGAGCGCAGGCAGCCUCACUGGGGGCUUUGGGGGUUGCAUGGGGGGGGGCUUUGGUGGCGGUUUUGGGGGAAGCUUUGGUGCCGGAGGGGACCUCCUGCUCAGCGGCAAUGAGAAGGUCACCAUGCAGAACCUCAAUGACCGCCUGGCCGCCUACCUGGACAAGGUGCGAAGGCUGGAGGAAGAAAAUGCUCAGCUGGAGCACCACAUCCGGGAGUGGUACAGGAAACAAGCUCCCGGCGUUUCGAAGGACUACAGCUCCUAUUACCAGACCAUUGAACAACUCCAGAACCAGAUCAUUGCUGCCACUGUAGAGAAUAACAAAAUGGUUCUGGACAUUGAUAACAGCAAGAUGACAGCUGAUGACUUCCGGAUGAAGUAUGAGAAUGAGUUGGUAAUCCGUCAGACUGUGGAGGCUGACAUUAAUGGCUUGAGAAACAUCCUGGAUGAUCUCACUCGCACUCGGUCUUCCCUGGAAUCUGAGCUCGAGGUCCUGAAGGAUGAGCUGAUUGCUCUUAAGAGAAACCAUGAGGAGGAGAUGAGGCAGCUGCAGUCUCAGACUGGAGGUGAUGUGAGUGUGGAGGUCAAUGCUGCCCCUGGACAAGACCUCACCAAGAUACUGAAUGACCUGAGGAACGAAUACGAGCAGAUCAUUGACAAGAACCGCAGAGAGGUGGAGCAGUGGUAUGAAGUCAAGAUCGAAGAAGUCAACCGUGAGGUCACUUCGAGCAGCCAGGACAUCCAGACAAGCAGCCAACAGCUCACGGAGCUGAGGCGUGAAAUGCAGAACCUGGAGAUCGAGCUGCAGGCGCAGCUCAGCACGAAAGGCUCUCUGGAGAACUCCUUGGCAGAAACCGAAUCUCGCUACGGCUGCCUGCUGCAACAGAUCCAAGGGCAGAUCAACUCUGUAGAGGAGGAGCUGGCCAGCAUCCGCUGUGAGAUGGAGAGUCAGAACCAGGAGUACAAGAUGCUCCUGGGCAUCAAGACCCGCCUGGAGCAGGAGAUUGCUCAGUACCGGGCUCUGCUGCAGGAGGGACAGCAGGACAUUGUAACAUCUCAAGGAGCUCUCCAAGGAGGGGGAAUGUCCUCCCACACUUCUUAUUCUACUUCCUACUCUCAUGGGCAAUCCAGUGAUAAGGCAGGUAAGAAACACGUUCCAAAGAGGAUCCUAAUUUCCUGCUUCCCUGGCUUUCAUAUUUUUGCUUCAUCCCUUUUCCUGCUGGUACUACCCCUUUUGCAAUCACAAUGGGGAUUAAAGCAUUCACAACCAAAUCUCUUAAUUUCAAGGUGUCUUAGCUGCAGUUACAGGAGCAAGCUAAGCUGCUUUCCCAGGCUUUUGGUAACAGAUGGACACUUAAAUACUGGAUACAUUUGA